CAAAGUCCGAGACGGUACGGCUCCCAUCUACCUGAAUCCUCUUGCAAAGGCUUACGUCUCGGCCCGGCCGCUCCGGUCAUCACAGGAUCGUCGGCUAGCAGUGUCUACACCACGCUCAGGACAAUCCAGACUCUUCUCAUGCAUCGUUCCACAAAUGUGGAAUGACCUUCCAAGCACUACCAGAACUGCGGCUUCCUUUUCAAUUUUCAAGAAACUCCUGAAGACCCUAGCCUGGCAAGCCAGACUAAAUAAAUGUAUUAUUUAUUAGAAUUUGGUCUAGUUCACUAGGCUAGAAGACCCUGCUCUUCAGAGAGCAUCUUCUUAACCAGCACCUUCCCUGCACCCAACCCCCCUCUCUACCGUCCACUCCUUUGUUCCCUCCUCUCCAUGAUUGAUGUCAAGUUGUUGUUAUUGUUGUUGUUAGCCUCAAGGGCAACAUGCCGAUUAUCACUUGUAAGUCGCUCUGGACAAAAGAGUCUGCUAAAUACAUAAACAUAAACAUUGAAUUCUUGGAGCUGUACAACAUCAACAGAACUCUGAGAGCCUUCGUUGUAAACUCAGUGGGGCCGUGGAAAACCACUCUUGAGGCCAACUGCACAAUCUACAUCAAAUGUGGCGUAUACCAAGGAGACGCCCUGUCCCCACUGCUGUUCUAGGUCUAAACCCCCUCUGCCAAAUAAUCAACAAGACUGGCUAUGGAUACCGACUCAAGAAUAGCACCACAAUCAGCCACCUCCUGUACAUGGAUGACAUAAAGCUGUACCCUAAGAGUGAACGAGAAAUCGACUCAGUGAUCCACACCACCAGGAUCUACAGCACUGAUGUCAGAAUGUCAUUCAGACUUGAGAAGUGGUGACAAAGAAAGGGAAGAUAGUCCACUCAGAAGGGGUCUCACUCCUAGAAGGAACAAUGCAACUUUGAUGAAGCCGCAAGGAAAGGAGCCACAGCCAUAUACCUACAACAAGUAAGGCGAGUCCUAAGAAGUCAGCUCAAUGGCAAGGACAAGACCUGGGCAACCCACAGCUACAGAUAUCCUGCUGGAACAAUAAGCUGGCCAAAGGAAGAAAUACAGACCACAGAUGUCAAGACACGGAAGCUCCUAACCAUGCAUGGAGGGUUCCAUCUAAAAUCCAGCACACUGAGACUGCACACUACCACUACCACAAGGGAUGUACCACCGACAGAUAAUUAAAGUGGCGGAUAUCAAGAAAUCCUACCAACGGCUAGAAAGAGCUGGUCUGAAGGACAGCACAGAGGCACUGAAUAUGUCUGCAGAGGAACAGGUCCUGAACACCAGAGCAACAGAGGCCAAGAUCUAUCACACCGGACAAGACCCAAGGUGUAGGCCCCUGAGACAAUCCACCACAUAACUGCAGGGUGUAAGAUGCUGGCAGGGAAAGCAUACGUGGAACGCCACAACUAAGGGGCUGGCACCGUGUACAGAAACAUCUAUGCAGAGUAUGGACUGGAAGCCCCAAGGUCAAAGUGGGUAACACCUCCUAAGGUGGUUGAAAACGAGAGCCAAGCUCCUGCGGGACUUCCAGAUCCAGGCUGACAAAAUGGUGAUGGUGAACCAACUGAACAUUGUGGUGGUAGACAAACAACUGAGUACAGCCGUUGUGGUUGAUGUGGCUAAACCAAGUGAUGCAACAUCAGGAAAAAGGAGCACGAGAAACUAGAGAAGAACCAGGGCCCCAAAGAAGAACCUGAGAAAGCCUGGAGAGUGAAGACAUCAGUUUGCCCGUGGUCAUCGAAGCACUUGGGGCAGUAAGCCCCAGACUGGAGGAGUGGCUAAAGCAGAUACCCGGAAAAACAUCAGACAUCCCAGUCCAGAAAAGUGCAGCUCUAGGAACACCUAAGAUACUGAGGAACCCUUAAGCUUCCAGGCUUCUGGUAGAAGAUCCGAGCUUGGAACGAGGAGACCACCCGCGGAGGGUGAAAUGAGAAUGUAUUUAUUUUUGAUAGAUGUAUUGAAAAGCUAGGAAAUAACUAAAAACUAAACUAUGAUUAACACAAAUAUAAUCCAAAUAGUAACCAAAAAUUAAAGACAUUUAAAAUCAAAUAUUAACUCUGACAUGCAGAUUCAUGUCUGAGUUUUUAUUACAAAUCCAAACUAAAGACAAAAAGCAGAUUAAGGUUUUUUUUGUUGUUUAUGUUCCAGUUCUUCCUCCCAUCUCGACCUGUGUAGCCGGUUCUAUGCUGCCCAUGUUCCUGUCCAGAACCCCAUCACACAGAGAGGUUCUUCAUGCCUCUCCGGGCCAGACGUUCCAGCUCUACGCCCAGGCUCAGGCCCAGAACUCCCAGAUCCGAAGCUUCCAGGUGAGCGGACCUGGGAACAUGACCCGGGAGUUCAGCACUGACUUGACUGGGAAGGCCGAGGUGAUUCUGAGCUGGACUCCACAGCGGCGUGACCUGAAGAGACUGGUACCAGUCUGCUUCACAGCUGAAACAACACAAACCCAAUCAGAGAUGAGAUGUGUCGUUGUCAUGGUGACCCGUGCAAUUAGCACCCAAGGCAACGCCACCGUCGCUUGCUCCCCUAACAAGAUGACGGUGAUGCUGGAGAAGGCGUCCAUGCCGGACAUCGAUGAACACUACCUCAAACUUAAAGACCCGUCCUGUUCGCUGGUUUCUAAUGACACCUACAUCAUGGGCACCAUGUCCUUCAGCACCUGUGGAACCACACUGGAGGAUAAAGGAGACUACAUCGUCUUUAAGAAUGAGAUCCACUCCUUCGAGCGUCCCACUGAAGUCAUCACCCGGAGAAAGACUGUUCAGAUUGACUUCUCUUGUGAGUUUCCUAAAACCGUCACCAUCUCCAGCUACUAUAAUCUCCACCAGUCCGACUACAUCUUCACUGAGUCCAACUUCGGCAGCUUCGGUUACACCUUUGAAAUUUUCCGUGAUGGUAACUUCACACAGAAGGUGGCGUCGGACGCGUACCCAGUGCAGGUCAAGCUGAUGGAGACGAUCUACAUGGGCAUCCAAGCCAACUCAGAGCUCCCGAGCGUAUCUCUGUUUGUUGAAUCGUGUAAAGCAACUCCUGAUGAGAACCCAAAGAACUCCCUCUUUUAUUACCUCAUCCAAAACGGGUGUCUGAAGGACGAGACGGUUAAAAUCCACCCGUCCAAUCAGACUUCCUUCAACUUCGAGCUUCAAGCCUUCAAGUUCAAUGGAGAGUUUGACCAGGUGUACAUCACUUGCUCCGUCAUCCUGUGUGAACCCGGAAGUCCGUUUUCCAGAUGCUCUCAGGGAUGUCUGAGUAACCCAUCCCGCCGACGGAGACGAGGGCUGAGCAAGGAGACCACCGGACACUACAUUACCCAGGGUCCCCUGCAGUUUGUGGACUUAGCUCCGCCCAUUCCACCCAAAGAAGAAAAGUCAGCUGGAAAGCCGAGGAUGGACCCAUCUGCUGAAGGGAAUCCUCCAACAGCGACUCCUGAAACCUGCUCGUCUGACCGGAGCUGGGGGAUCAGGAAUGUGUUCUCCGUCAGCUUCUCCACCCUGGUGUUUGCUGGAGGCUUCGCUGUUUCCCUCAUACUGUUGGCUGUGGUUCUUUACCGCUUCAGGAGGAGGAGGAAGUCUGAAGACCAGAAUGUUCUCAUCGACUCAGACGUUGACCAGUAAACGGAUUCUUGAUCCGACCCAAACAGGAUCACAGUACCAAGGUCCUCUUCAGCUUUCUUCUCUGUAGCUGGGUUAGGGUUAGUGUUAUGUGAGUUUUAUUUCUGCAGGUGAUGGUUUCAGCUAAUCCUUGGCUUAUAACUAGAUGAAAGAAUGAAAUCAAAUAAUUACUCUUGAUAAAGUCGGAUCAGUUACUUAACGUUCGAUGAUUAUUUGUAGUUUACAGCAAACGAAUACCGGUUAGAACAUUAAAUUGGACAUAUCUACUUUAGAGAACCCUUGAAUGUAACCUAGGAGGGGGAGGAGUCAGGAGUCAAGGGUCAGGGGUUAUUUAAACAUGUUUCUGCUAAUCAGAUAAUCUCCUGUGAAGUUCACUUUCUCUUUCUGGUAAACUUUCCAAUGAUAAAAGCAAAGGCGGCGUGCCUAAAGACCUCACCUGACCUUUUCCACACCUUCAUUAUUCCUUAGAACCUGUGGGAGCAAAGUUCUGCUCAGACCGGUUCUGCUGCUCCAGAUCUCAGCAAUAUUCAGAGGAGCAGACAGCUUCUUUGUAACAAUAAAACAAAUACCUUCAGUUUUAAUCCUGUUAUGAACCAUUAUUCGGCCUUUUGAUGUAUUCUCAUUACUAUAUGGGAAGUGGUGUAUUUUCAAAAUAAAAAGUGGGAUGGGCUUUCUGCUCAUAUUCUAUAAUAAAACAUGUCUAGGACACUG
This is a messenger RNA of Nothobranchius furzeri (turquoise killifish), 4335 nucleotides long. The record is from RefSeq and is a predicted model, not a curated record. Lineage: Eukaryota; Metazoa; Chordata; Actinopteri; Cyprinodontiformes; Nothobranchiidae.